Drosophila gunungcola (fruit fly) is the source of this 2512-nucleotide messenger RNA. Its product is annotated as proton-coupled folate transporter. The record is from RefSeq and is a predicted model, not a curated record. Gene Ontology annotation, biological process: transmembrane transport. Gene Ontology annotation, cellular component: membrane. Gene Ontology annotation, molecular function: transmembrane transporter activity. NCBI's taxonomy places the organism in Eukaryota, Metazoa, Arthropoda, Insecta, Diptera, Drosophilidae.
GAGUGGACAGAGCUGCUCUCUGCCAGUCACCGCCGAGCUGUAUAGCGGAUAAGUCGCAAAUCAGUACAAAAUAAGUGCAACGUAACGGUUCGCAAUUCCAUAUAUCCAAAAGGCAAACACAGCAGAAAAAAUUUUUCAUAAGCAAAACACAGUUGCUCAAUUCACGCUGUAAAUCAGUUUAGUUAUUAUAAAUCGCGCUAUUUUACUGGCACCUGAAAACAGUUAUCGCCCAAAUGACGGACAGUAUUGUAAAUCCAAACCAAAUUGGUCUAUAAUUAAACUUAUCGCUGCGUUAAUUGCACGUCUUUGAUCUUGAACGGAAAGUGAGAGCUACGUGCGGCUAGAUAAGAUGGUAUGGUAAAUCACAAAUUACCGCUAGACGCUAGUAAAAAUGGUUCAAAAAGUCGGCUUACACGUGUAAUCAAUACAGGCAAUUAUGUCAUGAAAACUGUUAAUUGCAGUAUUGGGUAAUGAUUCUAAUCUAUUGGAAAAAUUGGAAAUCAAAUGCAAAUGGCGAUUAAAAAAAUUCGCAAUGUAAUAAUAGUAAUAAUAAUAAUCUGGUGAAAAGUGUUACUUGGCGGUUAAAUUUUGAAUUUCAAAAGCUAAGCCGUAAAAAAAAACCGCGAGAGCAUAAAAGCUUUAAAGCAACCCCUUAUAAAAUAUAGGGGAACAGCAUUAUUUAACAGCGCGGGAGAGAGAGCGAGUGCGCAGAGCAAAAAUGAGCGCCACAGAGGCACACUCCGAAAAUGCGGCACAAAGACGGAAUAGUCAGACCAGCGAAAUUAGCGCUGCCAGCAUUGUUGGGGAGCAGCAGGUCGAAGGGGCGGUCCGCAAUGCUUGCCAGUGGGCGUGGCACGUGGUCAAAUCCAUUUCCGUGGAGCCCACAAUGUUCCUGUACAUGUUCGCCUUCAUGAUCACCUCGGUGGUGGAGCAGAAUUUCUUCCUGUACAAGUCCUGCCGCGUGAAUAAUAAUUUCACGGAGGAGAUCUGCCGGAAUCUCAACAAGGCGGAGAACGAGUAUUUCAAGAACAAGUCCCUGCUGACCAAUGCCUGGUUCCUCCAGUGGGAGAACAUCUCAGCGCACAUCUUUCCCAUCAUCUUGGCUUUUCUGGGCUCCUUCUCGGAUCGGAGGGGCAGGAAGCUGCCACUGCUCAUGGGACUGGUGGGAAAGUUUAUCUAUUCCACGAUGAUUGUGGUCAAUGCCAGGAUGCCCUCGUGGCCGGUGCAAAACAUCAUCUUCUCCGCCACCUUGCCGUCGGCCUUGACCGGUGCGGAUGUGGCCAUUUUCGCCUCCUGCUUUGCCUACAUCUCGGACAUUUCCACGGUGCAGCAGCGCACCAUCCGGGUGACCAUUCUGGACGUGGUCUAUCUCACUGCCAUGCCGCUGGGCGUGGCCCUGGGCUCGCACCUCUUCUACAACGUCUUCAAUCAGUCCUACGCGGACAUGUUCACCGUGAACGCCUCGCUGCUCGCUCUGGCCAUCAUCUACUCUCUGUGUGCCCUUAAGUGGCAAACGACGCCAAAACAGCGUUCGCUGAGGGAACUCGGUUGUUGUGGUUUCUGGGGCGACUUCUUCGACAAGCAGCACGUAAGGGACUCGUUGGCGGUUCUGGUGAAGCCACGGAAGGGACAUCGGCGCAGCUUCCUCAUUAUCCUGAUGAUCAGCAUGGCCCUGUACACCUUCCAGCGGGACGAGGGCCAUUACCUGUACAUGUACACCCUCGACAAGUUCGACUGGGAUGUGAGUGCGUACAGCAACUUCAAGACCUUUAAGUCGUCGGCCUACGUGAUUGCCAUGCUGCUGGCGGUGCCGCUAAUGAAUAAGAUCCUUGGCUGGAGGGAUACGACCAUUAUUUUCAUUGGCACCUGGGCCCAUUCGAUAGCACGGCUGUUCUUUUAUUUCGCCACCAAUACGGAUCUGCUCUACGCCGGAGCCGUGGUCUGCAGUUUGGGACCGAUAGUGGGACCCAUGAUCAGGGCAAUGACAUCAAAAAUCGUGCCCAUAUCGGAGCGAGGAAAGGUUUUUGCGCUUCUCUCGGUUUGCGACAAUGCGGUGCCCUUCAUAAGCGGAGUGUGCUAUUCGCAACUUUAUCAGAAAACCAAAACCAGCAACUACGGAGGAAAUGUCUUUAUGCUAACUAUUGCCACACAGGUAGCUGUUUUCGUGAUGAUACUUUGCAUUCAUGUUGUUUUGGGCAAGAACUCACUGGCCGUUCCAGAAGUUCCUGAAAAGGAGAGCGGCCUUAUAUGCCAAAAGGAGGAUGGCCUUGUAAUCCCAAACGAGGAGGAUAAAAGUUAGCCUGACAUUUACACUAUACUUUUAUGAUUCAUAAAAAAAGACAUGCAACCAUGGAAGGCAGCUAUUGCAUUGAAAAUGUUACCAACCAUACACAAUUAGUUAUAAAAACAUCUAUAUUUUUAUGUCAGGCUCAUGACUUAGUCAAUAAAACUGACAUAUCGAACUGUUGCCCUAUUUUUUAGGGUUAGUUUUCACAUUUGCACAUAUAUUUAA